UAGGAAAGGACUUAUCUCUGCUUUCCCAUAUCAUAAUUCAAUCAAAAUUGAAUUAUUUAAAUAUAAAUAAUUUUAUUGAUUAGUGAAAUUAUUAUAAAAGUGGUGCAUUUUUAUCAAUGGUUCAGAACAUUAGUUUUCAUAAUCGGUAGAAAGAGAAAAACUUAUUGAAAUUAUUUAAUUCAAGAUAAUCACCUGUCAUUAAUACAUUUUUAUCAGUUAACAUUUUUUCUCUUGAUUGCACAAUAACUAGUAAAACACAUUGUGACAAUAACAAUGAAUAAACUGUUUACCUAUGCGGUGAUUACUUUCCUUGUCACUAUAACACACUCAGAAUUGUUACCAAACAUAGAAUCAAAUGCUGAAGCUUAUCAUAACUUCAACCCAUUUUUAACUCCAUCAAAUGAUGAAACAUCAUCUUCGUCAAACAUGAAUUCACCAUCCAUACUAGUCAAUCCACUGGAAUUGAGAUAUUUCAAAACUGGUCAAUUAUUAUCUGAUAAUAAUAACGAUAAUAAAAAUAUGAAUUUAAAAAAUCAUUAUGGUUAUUUACGAAGAAAUCAAUUAAAAGAAAUGAAUCAGCCUUCUAUCUUGACAAAUGACUACAACAAUAUGAAUUCAUUACAACUUGUUAAACGUGUUUUAGCUGAUUAUAAACGACGUGCUAUACUCGCCGAUUAUAAACGUUCCACCUAUAUGAAUAAAUAAUUCAUAACUGAAUCUCCCUUACUGUUCAUUGUUGCUGACCUUGUUACUAUUAUGAUUAUUGCCUCAUGAAAUAGACAAACUUUGAAUAUAUAUAUAUAUAUUCAUUUAAAAAAUAUUAACUGAAUCAAUUUGUUUUGUUUGAAUGAAUUACGUUGCCGUUCAAAUUUCAAUGCGGCAAAUACGAAAUAAAUGUUCACGUUUCAA
This is a messenger RNA of Trichobilharzia szidati, 909 nucleotides long. The record is from the annotation of a GenBank genome assembly. Lineage: Eukaryota; Metazoa; Platyhelminthes; Trematoda; Strigeidida; Schistosomatidae.